Ziziphus jujuba (common jujube) is the source of this 916-nucleotide messenger RNA. Its product is annotated as probable S-adenosylmethionine carrier 2, chloroplastic. Bases 160 to 678 code for a protein of 172 amino acids. NCBI's taxonomy places the organism in Eukaryota, Viridiplantae, Streptophyta, Magnoliopsida, Rosales, Rhamnaceae. The transcript is spliced from 4 exons. The record is from RefSeq and is a predicted model, not a curated record.
CUUGACCAUACUUUAGCUUGUAUAUACAUGUUGGGAACAUCCUAAAUUGGGUCAAUCUAAAUUUCUAAUACCAAAGGGGUAAUUCAUGAUCACAUUUACAUUGGUUUAUGUUGUUUAGUGAGUAUCAACUGAACAAGUUAGUCUGAGGUUGUUUUCCCAAUGAUUUUCUUGCAUAAUGUUAGUUUGUUAUGGUUUUUUGGCAGAUAUGGGUCGACACUUGCAAGGGAUGUACCUUUUGCUGGUCUCAUGGUUGUGUUUUAUGAAGCCUUGAAAGACUUGACAGAGUAUGGGAAGCAAAAAUGGAGUACCAAUUCAAAUUUCCAUGUCAGUAGUUCCCUGGAGGGACUUGUAUUAGGAGGAUUAGCUGGAGGAUUUAGUGCAUAUCUAACGACUCCCUUAGAUGUUGUCAAAACACGAUUGCAAGUGCAGGGGUCUACUUUGAGGUAUAAUGGGUGGUUUGAUACAAUUCGUCAAAUAUGGAAGACUGAAGGCACAAAGGGAAUGUUUAGAGGUAGCAUCCCUAGAGUUACAUGGUAUGUUCCUGCUUCCGCUCUCACUUUCAUGGCUGUAGAAUUUCUCAGAGACCAGUUCAAUGAAGGAUUGAAUCAUGAUGAUGCACAAGAAGUAGCUCGCUUAUCAGUGGAGAAAAAAGGAUCAUCUUUACCAAAGGUAGCUUAGAAAUAUAGAUCAAUAUAUAUAUAUAUAUAUAUAUAUUUUUUUUUUUGAGGUAUAUGGGGUGGAGUAAUUGCUUUCAUUUUUUGUUUUUUUGGGGAAGGCAAUUAUUAUUAUUAUUAUUAUUAUUUUGGCUGAAAGGGAAAGCAAUUCUUAGUUGUACACAACUUAUAGUAAUUGAAUAGCAGCUAAAUUGGUAAAUUGGUCUUCUUACAAACAAAAUUACAAUGGAGAAAUUUUUUUA